This is a messenger RNA of Seriola aureovittata, 730 nucleotides long. It is a transcript of the gene atp5mc3a, whose product is annotated as ATP synthase membrane subunit c locus 3a. The record is from RefSeq and is a predicted model, not a curated record. Bases 114 to 533 code for a protein of 139 amino acids. Gene Ontology annotation, biological process: proton transmembrane transport; proton motive force-driven ATP synthesis. NCBI's taxonomy places the organism in Eukaryota, Metazoa, Chordata, Actinopteri, Carangiformes, Carangidae. Gene Ontology annotation, molecular function: proton transmembrane transporter activity. The transcript has 5 exons.
CAUACUUCACAUCGCGCAUGCGCACUCUUCCACUGUGGUUCGACCUCUGCAGUCGAGAGACCCGGGCUUCAACCAGAUUUGACGGAACCGGUUAAAACAACCCAAAAUAGAAAAUGUACGCCUGUGCAAAGUUCGUCUCCACGCCGGCAUUGGUCCGUGCUGGUUCCCGGGCUCUUUACAGACCCCUGUCUGCCUCUGUGCUGUCCAGGCCUGAGACCAAAUCAGAGAGCAGUGUUGCUGUGAUGCCACAGAGCCCCCUCACCCAGGUCUCACUGAGGGGCUUCCAGACCAGUGCCGUCAGCAGGGACAUUGACACUGCUGCCAAGUUUAUCGGAGCUGGAGCUGCCACAGUCGGAGUAGCUGGAUCCGGUGCAGGAAUUGGGACAGUGUUUGGCAGUCUCAUCAUCGGCUAUGCUAGGAACCCAUCUCUGAAGCAGCAGCUGUUCUCAUAUGCCAUCCUGGGAUUUGCCCUGUCUGAAGCUAUGGGACUGUUCUGUUUGAUGGUUGCUUUCCUUAUCCUGUUUGCUAUGUAAAAAGAUCUGCUGUCAUACGACACUUUCAUUACAGAUGUGACUACAUAUUUUAUUGUGGCUACCAAAAUUGUUCCGUGUUGGUGUCAUGGAAAUGUACAUUUUCAAGUCUUUCAGACACUGUCAAAAUAAGCAAAACAUGUAUCGUACGAAUGUAAGGAAUUACGUGAUUAAAAUACAUGUUUUUGACUAUUUAACAA